Naegleria gruberi is the source of this 762-nucleotide messenger RNA. RefSeq lists its product as uncharacterized. The record is from RefSeq and is a predicted model, not a curated record. The transcript has a single exon. The coding region runs from base 1 to 762 and encodes 253 amino acids. Lineage: Eukaryota; Heterolobosea; Eutetramitea; Acrasida; Naegleriidae.
AUGACUUUUUCUCACUUCAUCUCCACCUUUGCGUUGUCCUUCAUCUCACCCUACAUUGUCUAUUUUUCCAAACAAUCAUCAUCAAAAGGUGAAAAGGAAAAUUCAUCGAUCGGAACGGAAAGAAGAUUUAGUAAUGUCGUGUUGGGAAUUAUGGCUUUUGGCUUGACCAUGUUCUGUAAAAUGUUUUUGAUUGCCAUUGUUAUUAGAGGAAAUGAAAAUCAACAAUUACAAAGUGGUGCCAUUAAUUUUGAUGAUAACAAACAAAUUGCAACAUUAGGCUUUGGCUUCUUUAUUACAGAAAUUUUAAAAACCUUGAUAGGAUCAUUGGAUUUAAUCGGAAUGUUCUUUAUUCUUUCUUCUAAAUGGUUAUUAGGUGACCAAACUUCUCAAUUAUAUGGAUGUGCUAUUGGAUGGACUAUGGGUGAUAAUUUAUUCAACAGAUUACUUCCAUUGUGGUUCAGUACUCGUGGAUUACAAUUUGAACUUAAAUCUCUUCAAAUGGGUGUUUAUAGUAAUAUUGUAAUGCUUGAAUGGAUUGCUGUGGCAACAUUUGUCUUUCUCUAUUCAAAGAAAAAGUUUGAACAAAAGAACUAUGUCAGAACCAUGUUAAUUAUUCUCACAGUUUUCCCAUUCGUUUUUGAAAUUGUCAAGGUUCUUAUUGGAGUGCAAUGUGUUUGGUGUUUGAUGGGAAUUAAGGCAUGUUUCUAUGGAGUUUUCUGUUUAUUAGCAAACUCUACCUUGUCUCAAUACGAAAAGGAGUAA